Molecule: messenger RNA, 2396 nt
Organism: Plodia interpunctella (Indianmeal moth)
Lineage: Eukaryota; Metazoa; Arthropoda; Insecta; Lepidoptera; Pyralidae
Gene: AANATL7
Exons: 4
Coding region: 16-354 (112 amino acids)
Source: RefSeq, a predicted model, not a curated record
UAGGAUAUAAAUUUCAUGUCGUAUCUGCGACCGACAUUCUUUGACGCUGAGAGCGGGCGGGCGUCGGUAGGGCGGGCGGCUGUUAUCAGUACGCUGCGAACGGCCGUGGGCGGCGCACGAGAAAUGGCGCGUUAUACGACAAUAACACCUUCGAUGUCGGAGGCAGUGUUGCAGCACCUCCGAGACAGUUUCUUCGCGGAUGAACCCCUGAAUAAAGCUGUGGGCUUAUGCGAGCGAGGGCAGCCCCAUGCGGCUCUUGAGCGACUCUGCUCUGCCACCAUGCUUGAUGGGCUUUCCAUUGCUGUCGUGGAAGGUGAUACGGUGCUUGGGGUUGCGCUGAAUGGGAUAUUAUGACCAGGAGACAUCGAGCAGUCUAUCGAGAAAAUCCAGCAGUCUUCCGACGAAAAGUACAACAAGAUCUUCACCAUCUUGUACACGGUCAGCCGCGACCUGGACUUGUUUGAGACGUUCCAAGUGGACAGCAUUCUGGAGUGCCGGAUUAUCUCCGUAUCUGACGAGGCUAGGGGACGGGGAUUCGCUAAGGAACUUAUGAGGAGGAGCAUAGAACUGGCUAAGCAGCAGGGUUUUAAGCUGUUUAAAGUGGACGCGACCGGCUGCUAUUCACAGAGGAUCUGCAGCACCCUCGGCCUACGAGAGCUGAGAAAGGUGCGCUACGCCGAGUACUGCGACGAUGCUGGCAAUCCCAUCUUCAACGUGGAUCCUCCCCAUGACGCGCUUUCUAUCAUGGUCUUGGAGAUACCGUAAAAAAUUCCAUAAGUAUAACAGUCAACCACACCUCAGGCUAUCCUGUAUUUAACUCUAUGCAACGGCAAUAGCAGCGAAAUUACAAUGUUUGAUAACUUGAUGUGCUAUUGACUACACUUAGGUAGUGGGUUACUCGAAAAGAUUUACAAAUCUCCAUGCCUAUACAACUUUUCUCAAAGAAUACAUAAAAAUAAUCACACUUGAUGAUACAUGGGAUCUACUAGGUAAAUUUGGGUGAAGAAAAGUUGCGAUGGAAAGUCACAUAUUCUAUGCAAAGCAAAAGUGUAAAGAUAGACAUCAGAUAAAUGAUUAGUUGAUUAGGUAUCGCUUUUCAUCAAUUUUUUUUGAGUAACUCAAAUUGAGAUUGUACCGACAGUAUUACAUUUUUAAUGCCUAGGAAUAUACAUACGUGUAGAAUUUCAAAAUUUAAUUGUGAUUUAUUUGAUUAGAAUGAGUAAUUCCAGAUAGUUUGGUAUUGGUAUGAUAUUUUACCCAAAUACGUACUCUGAAAAGGUUAGUAUCAUCAGUUAUCGAAGAAAAAAUGACUCAGUAAUGAAUUUAUUUUUGGUGUUGUUUAAUUAAGUAUACUUAUAAUAAUUUGUUGCAAAAAAUAAUAUACAAAAUCUGUGAUUGAUUUAAUGUUUAUACAAAGGGGAUUAAUAACUAAUUAGUUGUGUGUGUAUUGAAUAGCACAAAAUAAUACUUAUGGAAAUACAUAUAAGUAAUGUUUAUUUAAAUGUCUGGCUUGAAAUGCGUUAAUUAGUGUAUUCAUGAUUGGACAUUUGGCAAAGGUGUCUAUGUGAUUUUCAGUUACAAAAUUAUGAUCCAUAUAUUUUUUUGUUGAUCUAUCGAUCCAUACGUCUAAAUAUACAGGGCUACUUGUAUAUAAAACCAGCAAAUUAUAUCAGAACUUGAUACCUAACAUAGACAACAAAUUUAGUUCUACGACAAAACUCGUAGAAUUAAUCUAAUAUUAGAUUUAAUACUAGUACGUAUGAAAGAAAUGAAAGUGCACCAAGUUACGGCCACGUCUCUUGAGAAAACCAGCAAAUUACGUAGGGUAUUUUAUGCAGAAGAGGCAAAUCCAAGCAUUGCUGGCUUAGUGUCUUCAAAAAGAGAAUGUGAGAAAAUAGGAAAGCGAACCCUGGUUUGAAUCAAUCGGAAAAUGCUUAAAUGACAGAGACUGUUACUAUUAGAAAUAAAACAUAAUCUGUGCGUAGUAGUACGUACAAGAAUCCUGUAUAUUUAUAUAACAGAAUUUUAUUCUACAUGCACAAAAUCAAGCCAUAUUCCUAGCGCACAUGCAUACAAUUUUUCUUUCUUUGGAACGUAAUUUUGAUGCUAAAAUGUUUAGAAUCGUAGUUAUAGGUGUAUUUUUAGAAAAAUAAUAAUUUAUCUACACUCUUGUAUGACUAUAACUAUACGUCGUUUUCUAGGGUAUUUACACAGUAUUAUAUUUUAUAGUAGUUAUUUUAUUAUAGUGUACCUAAAUAAGUACCUAUACCUAUAUCUCUAUACUUAUCUUUGAAACUGUAUUUAUGAAUGUUAGAUGAAAUGUAGCAAAGCGGAAUUGUUAAAGUUGUAUCUAUUGAAAAGUAUCUGACAAAAUAUUAAAUUGUAAGUUACACAAA